UCAACACAUGUAGCCAUCUAUGCGAUUAUAUCCGCCAAACUCUCUCAGAUAUCUGAGACACCGCAAACACAGAUAAGACACCAAUGUGCAGGGGGCUUCAGCCACCCACUCACCCACCCACUCACCAGUAAUUGCCUGAUCGUCUGCGGGGGUCAGGCACGCCGCGGCAGCGGCGCACUGGACGCCCCUGCAAACACGCACGUCGCCACACAACACACACCACAUCCAUCCGUCCAUCUGUGAGUCGAUGCAUCAGUCUGUCUGUCUGCGUGAUAUGCACACAGACCUGCCGCGGCCUCAUUGUUAGAUGAAGUCGUCAUCGGCGUUGUCGACGACCUCGUCGAAGUCCUGGAAGUCCACCUUGUACCGCAGAAUGCCGCCCAGACCGCCGAACCCCUUGACAAACUGAGAACCCUCCUGAGACCUGAUCAUAAAAUGGACAGACAGACAAACGGAGAGAUGGAUGGAUGGAUGGACAGAUGCACCAGCUACAUCUGCCAUCCACAUGUGUGUGCACGUGCAGGUAGCGUACCGAUCUGUGACGAAUUCGAGUGCGGCGCCGUAAGUCUUGUAGUUGUUGACGAGCCACUCGGUGAAGGCCAUCUUGUCGACGACCUCGAACUCGACGCCCGUCUCGGGGUCGCGGAAGAGCUUCUCGUCCUUCUCCUGGUCCGGGCGCAGAUGCAGUAUCGUCUCCUUGUCCUCACCGGGCUUCUUCAAAAUUAUCCUGACGCGAUGAAGAUCGACACACAUCAUCAUCACCACACACAUGAGUGGACGGGCAUCAUGGCCAUACAUGGCAACCCAACUCACCUCUGUAUGUCGAGGUUCUCCCAGACGAUGAGCAGCUCGACGGCGCCCAUCUCGAGGGCCUGGAGGGUCUCGUCGAGUCCGAAGCAGUACUUGCCGGUGUCCUGCGCCACCUCCUCGAAGAAACGCGUUAUCGUCUUCUUCUCCUGGAUGAACUUGACAUUCGCCAGCCUGCGUUGGCGGUGCCGCACACACACAGACAGGGCGUGGAGGUCAGGGGCUUCUGUGUGGCCGGGCCGUGUUAGGGGGAGGGAGGGAGGGAGGGAGGGAGGGAGAAGCUUACGAUUCUGCCGAGAGCUCGAUGGCCUGGUUGAAGCCGUUGUCGCCUCCGUAGGAGACGUCGACGAUCUUGAUGAUCUUGGCCUGCAGCCGCUGGUCGAACAUGUCGCUCUGACUCAACUCAGUCUUGAAAUCAGCACUCCCAGCCAUCACUAUACCCGUCACGUUCACCUGGCCCCACACACAGACAUGCGUGAAGGUGGGAGUGCUGCUGCUGCUGCGUGCUGAUUGUGCGGCGUGCGUACCUUGUCCUGUGUGAUAAACAUGGAGACGGCGGUCUCUGCGACCUUCCUGACGUAGUUGUGCCUCUUCUCCAGCCGCAGCCUCGCGAACCGCAUCGCUGACUGACCGCCGCGGCCGUGCUUCUUGGGCAAGUCCACCUGGAACCGAUGCAGCACCUGGUAGGGUAGAUGGACACACCACAUGACAUGGGCACCAGUGAAUGUGUUUGCAUCUGUGGUGUGUGUGGUGUGUGGCUGGGGUGCGCGUAGCUACCUCUCUGUUGUUGCCCUGCACGGCACCGAAGAGGGCGCCGUUACCGUCCAUGACGAUGAAGCCGAACUUGUCGUCACUCUCAAGCAGCUCGUGAAGCGCCUGUGUGUGUGUGACACACAUCCCCCAACUGCGUAUUUGCCUCUGUGUCUGCGGUGUGUGUGUGUUCGCAGGCACGCACCUCUGUGUGGAAUUUGUUGUCGCAUAGGUAGAGUGAGGUGUUGAUGGGCUUGAAGGGCAUGAAGUCGAUGUUGACCUUCUUCUCCUUGUUGUCCUCCGUUAUCACCGUGCCGCAGUACACCACCAACCCGUUGUCCGGCGUCUUGUUGUACAGCUUCAAGCCUACACAACACAACACAACACAAGACACCAUCAAUGCAGCCCAGCCGUGUCGCUGUGUGUCAUGUCGGUGGUGCGCUUGUCAUUACGCUGCUGUGUGGAGGUGAUGGCGCUGAGGACUGAGAGGCGGUUGACCCGCGACUUGAUGUUGGAUGCCGUGCCGUACUCCUCAGCCAGCAUCUUGUUGACACGCGAGAUCUGAUCCUUCGGGGGGAUGAUCAGAGAGAUCAUCGACGUGCCGUUCCUGACCACACACACACACACAACACGAGCAGGCCAUGAGGACAGAAAUGUACCAGAGAAGGAGAAAGAAGCUACAGAGCUGACUGUCCUGUCUUCGCCUGUCUGCCUUCAUAUCGUCGCUCCGCUCGUGUGUGUCCUUCCCUCCCUUCCACUCUGCCUCCUGUCUGUGAGUGUCCCCGUCCUGGCUGUGUGUCAGAAGUUGUGUGUGUCGUGCCUCCCUCCCUCCCUCCCUGCCUGCCGCUGUCGCUCACCCCCUGGCGUUGUCGAGAGACUUGAUCAGCCGCCUGAUCUUCCAUUGCUCGAUACUCUUGUCAGCGUCGUCCGACAU
Vitrella brassicaformis is the source of this 2491-nucleotide messenger RNA. The record is from the annotation of a GenBank genome assembly. Lineage: Eukaryota; Vitrellaceae.